Molecule: messenger RNA, 750 nt
Organism: Penicillium paradoxum
Lineage: Eukaryota; Fungi; Ascomycota; Eurotiomycetes; Eurotiales; Aspergillaceae
Gene: xgeA
Product: putative endoglucanase
Exons: 2
Coding region: 1-750 (249 amino acids)
Biological process (GO): polysaccharide catabolic process
Molecular function (GO): cellulase activity
Source: RefSeq, a predicted model, not a curated record
AUGAAGUCCUUCGCACCUCUGUCGCUUUUCUCCCUGUCCCUGGCUGCCCUGGGCAACGCUGCCUCCGUCCCAACUAAGAGUCUGACUCGCCGCUCAGACUUCUGCGACCAGUGGGGAACUGCCACGGCAGGUGAUUUCAUCUUGUACAACAACCUCUGGGGUCAGAGCGACGAUCCCAACGGCGAGCAGUGCACCGGCCUGGACUGGGCCAACGGUGACACGAUCUCCUGGCACUCCUGGUGGUCAUGGGCCGGUACUCCCUGGCAGGUCAAGAGCUACCCGAAUGCUGCGCUGCAGUUUACCCACAAGCCGUUGAGCGAAGUUAGCAGCAUCAAGACCUCUUGGGAAUGGAGCUAUUCCACCACCGACAUUGUCGCCGAUGUCGCGUAUGACAUGUUCCUUAGCUCCACUGCUGAUGGUAGCGAUGAGUACGAGAUCAUGGUGUGGCUUGCUGCGCUGGGUGGAGCGGGCCCCAUCUCGUCGACUGGCUCCCCCAUCGCUACUGUUAACAUCAACGGUAUCUCGUGGGACGUUUACGUUGGUCCCAAUGGUGCCAUGACUGUGUACAGCUUUGUCGCUCCGUAUACUGUUACUAGCUUCUCUGGUGAUUUGUUGGACUUCUUCACUUACCUUGAGAACGACCAGGGCCUGAGCUCCAGCUUGUACUUGAUUAAUGUGCAGGCUGGCACUGAGCCUUUCACUGGUACCGCCGAUUUCAAGGUUCCCUCUUACUCUGUCUCUGUUGUUUGA